AUGUUUAACUCAGUUGACGAGGUUAAAGAUGCAUUCUUUAAAUAUGUCUUGAAGUAUAAGUUUGAAGUGAAGAUCAAUAGGAUGGAGCAGAAGAAAAUAUCUGCAAUUUGUGAUCAUCCAGAUUGUUCAUGGAGAAUAUAUGCUUCGGUUGAUGUGACGAAGGAUAAAUGGAUAAUCAAGACUUAUAACAACGAUCACAAUCAUAUACCAAAGCGUGAGUCUAAGAUGUUGAAGAUGAGAACAAUUGCCAAUAUGUUUCUGGAUCAAUUACGAUCAGACCCAACGUAUCCAGCAAAAGAAAUGCAAUAUGAAAUCAAGAGGUGUUUUAAUAUAGAAGUCUCGAAGGGUAUAUGCUAUAAGGCUCGGAGUGUAGGUUUGAGAAUUGUGAUGGAAGAUCAAAAAGUUCAGUUCGCCAAGUUGUGGGAUUAUGAGGCAGAGAUUAGAAGAUCUAAUCCCAACACAACAACGGAGAUUGGAACUGUGUCUGGGAUUCAGGGUCGACAAUUGUUUCACCGUUUUUAUGUGUGUUUUGAGGCACUCCGUGAGACAUUCAAAAAGUAUUGUCGGCCUGUGAUAGGAUUAGACGGAUGUUUUUUGAAAUGGUCUUUAAAAGAUCAACUACUCGCUGCAAUUGGAAGAGAUGGAAACAACCGAAUGUACCCAAUUGCAUGGGCAGUGGUACGUGUGGAGGAUAACGAUACAUGGUCUUGGUUUGUGAGGAAGCUGAAACAAGAUUUAUGCCUUGGGGAUGGAAGAACUUUAACUAUAAUAUCUGACAAACAAAAGGAAAGGACUCGGUUCUGUAUGUCUACACCUAGCGGAUAUGGUAGAUACGAGGUGAUGGACUUUGGAACAUUGCACUCAUUGGAUCUUGCUUCAAAAAGUCGAGGAGAACAUGUCGAAAGGCUUAGGGAGAAUCAAGUUCGACUGCACCAAUCCGGCAGACAUCAUCUGCUCAACCUAGACGCAGUGAAGGCUCGUGCUCCUCGAUACCAAGUCAGACAGGUCAAGCCGCGCAAUCUGCAUUUCCUAAGCCGCGGAACAGACGUCAUGAACUCCGAAUAA
Tarenaya hassleriana is the source of this 1065-nucleotide messenger RNA. RefSeq lists its product as uncharacterized. The transcript is spliced from 4 exons. The record is from RefSeq and is a predicted model, not a curated record. The coding region runs from base 1 to 1065 and encodes 354 amino acids. Lineage: Eukaryota; Viridiplantae; Streptophyta; Magnoliopsida; Brassicales; Cleomaceae.